AUGUCGUCUUCUUCAUCCCUAUCAAUUCAAAGGACAAAAACAUACUCCAAACGCUCAAGAUCACAUGUACCAACGGAUACAUCGCGCUCUACUCCAGCCACGCCUUCCAAGAAAAGAAAGCGGACUUCUGAUGACGAGAAUGACGAUUCUAAGGGUGAAAACCGCGUUUUUAAGCGAGCUAACACCUUUAAAACCGCAUACACCUCCAUAAAAAAGGGUGUUUCUAAUGUCAAACCAUCACACACCACGCGGAAGCCUCUCCAGCAGUUAGUGCUUGCCUUCUCUGCUGCACCUUCCCUCGUGUCUUGCCCCCUGUGUGACCUCUCCUACACGCGUGGAGCCCCAGACGACGAAGACCUACACAAGAUUCACUGUCCUCGUGUCAUGCGUGGAACUGAAUGGGGUAGGGAAGAAGAGCGGGAGGCUCUCAAGGCCAAUGUGUCUAUUAUAGAGUCUCGCAUCGAGCUUUCGAACGGUCAACAUGGGAGAAUUAUCUCAAUACCAGGAUCAACCACAGGAAAAAUUGGAUCCAAG
Acaulospora colombiana is the source of this 534-nucleotide messenger RNA. The record is from the annotation of a GenBank genome assembly. NCBI's taxonomy places the organism in Eukaryota, Fungi, Glomeromycota, Glomeromycetes, Diversisporales, Acaulosporaceae.